This is a messenger RNA of Culex quinquefasciatus (southern house mosquito), 2661 nucleotides long. It is a transcript of the gene dar1, whose product is annotated as dendritic arbor reduction protein 1. The transcript has 6 exons. Lineage: Eukaryota; Metazoa; Arthropoda; Insecta; Diptera; Culicidae. The record is from RefSeq and is a predicted model, not a curated record. Gene Ontology annotation, molecular function: RNA polymerase II cis-regulatory region sequence-specific DNA binding; DNA-binding transcription factor activity, RNA polymerase II-specific. The coding region runs from base 499 to 2202 and encodes 567 amino acids. Gene Ontology annotation, biological process: regulation of transcription by RNA polymerase II.
AGUAACUUCCCUGGCAGUAGUAGCGACAGAGUGAAGAUCCGGAGAAGAAGAGUGCUGAACAUCGGCGGAACAACCUUUCUUUUCGGCGCUCAAGUGGUUCAAAGUGGUUCAAAUUGAGCAUAAAACAUGAAAACAAGCCGAUGAUUGAUAGCAUUAGGGCUGCUGCUCAAUAGUUUACACCUCCCGGGAAGAAAACAUCGGAGAAGAGAGUUUUGUGAGGAGGUCCAAAUUAAGGGUGAUGAUUUUACGUGCUGGAUGAUAAAUGGAUAGCUGAAGCAAACGGGUGGUCCAGAUCUUCAACGCAUCGAAGACUGCUUGGGAAGAUCGGAGAAGAAAGUGAGAGUUGUGAAUUAUCAUCAACAAUUGUGAGUGUGUGUUUCUGAAGGGAUUGCUCGACUGGACGAGGUGAAGAAGGAGUGAUCUGUGUGCAGUUAUUGCAGAGUGUAGCACAUCGUGAAGAGAAGCUGCGCAAUUGUCGUCCACGCCGGUUGGACGUUUAUGGAUACAAUAGGCGAUCAGAUUGUACCGUCGCCAAGCUUUUGGGUAAUGCAGUCACCAGAAUUAGAAUUUCGGCAUGAGCUGAUGGGGCGCAUAAAUAAAUUGGAAAGCGAUGUCGAGCUGGACGUGGUUCCGAUUAAUCAACAUCAUCCAUCAUCCGGGUCUCCGCCGCUGUCCCACCAUGCCGUCGCAACCGGGCUGGCCAGCGUGUACGGGGGUCAGGGCCACUAUGACCACUACGGCAAGGAGUUCUUUUUCGGCAGCAAACACCGCGAUGCACUUUGCGGCGUGUCAGCGGCGGACGGGGACGACUCGUUUCUGCGGCCUCCCCUCUGGGAGGACAUUACCAGCUCGAUCCAGAACAUUGACCCGGAGAACGCCAUCAUGCUCGGGUCUGCGACAACAACGACGACUGCUAUUACCCCGCAGGUCAAAACCGAAGCCGUGGACGACACCUUCCUGGAACCGCUGUCGUCGCCGUUGCUCAGCCCGCUGGAGAUCAAGACCGAGAAGAGUCAUGCGGGGUUGAGCCACAACCACCACAACAACAACAACAACAACAGCAUACACCAAAAUCAGUUACUUAGCGAUAGUAGUUGUAGCAACACCAUCCUAACCAAUAGCGAAUCUUCCGCCUACCUGCACCAUCCGGUUUCACACCCGGGCUCGAUGGCCACUAGUCACGGUCACGGCCAGCAGCCACAGCAGCACAAUCUCAACGGCUACAUGGGCUGCACCAACGGGCUGGUCUUAACGCAACAGCACCAAUCCCAUCAACCUCAUCAACACCAGCAGCAGUCCCACCAGCAUCAUCACCAUCAACAGCUGCAGGUGAACCACAACAACAACAACUAUUACCACUGGCCACCGUCGAACCAUCAACCGCCCGGUGGUGGUCAGAUGUACCAUCCAAAGUACCACCCACCGACCCAGGGCGGAGCGUCCACCAUUUGUACACCCAUCUCGAGGCUCAUGUACGUCCCGCCGCUGACCCCGCCGAACUCCGACCCGGGCAGUCCCGGGACGACGCUGCAGAACCCACCCCGCCGAACUCCACCCCCACCAUAUCACAACCAACAGCAGCAACUCCACCUGAUGACCACGAGCCAGGGUCAUUCCCACGGGAGUACCGUCGUCGUUCCUAACGGAUCUCAACCGCAAACUCACCUGCACGCGAUACCUGCGCCACCUCCACCAGCGGUUAUUCCGGUGACCACCACGAGUGGUCCUGCUAGCGGAGGUGGUCGAUCCGGUGGAAGUGGCAGCAGCAGUAGCAGUAGUGGUAGCGGAAGCAGUAGUGGGAGUGGUUCCGGAACGGGUCGGAAGCGGGCCUCGCAGCACAGCAUCAACAGUGUGCUGAGCAGUGUCGGUGUUGUGAAGCACAUUGUGGGGCGGUACAACCGGAGGAACAACCCGGAGUUGGAGAAGCGGAGGAUACAUCACUGUGAUUUUAUGGGUUGCACAAAAGUCUACACCAAAAGCUCCCACCUGAAAGCCCAUCAACGAAUUCACACAGGUGAAAAGCCGUACACCUGCCAGUGGCCCGAGUGCGAGUGGCGUUUCGCGCGGUCCGACGAGCUGACGAGGCACUACCGCAAGCACACCGGCGCGAAACCCUUCAAGUGCAUCGUCUGCGAGCGCAGCUUCGCCCGGAGUGACCACCUGGCGCUGCACAUGAAGCGACAUCUACCAAAAAAUAAGUGAAGAACGCGGAAGCUGGUCGGAAACCAGCGGCAAAUCUAGAGCAAUUCAACUAUCUCUGCUAGAGUUAAGCCUUUCGAAGGACGUUUUACGCAUCUAUUUCUAAGGUUCGGUGUAGUUCCAGAAUGUGUGUGUGUAUGUGCGCACCCCCUUAAAACACGACUUCCGAAGAUUUUUGGUUCCCACACGAACGAAAUCGAAACCCAAACACAAAGCUUAGACGCUAUUGCCACACAAGCCGUACUGCCGGAGAUCUCUCUAGAGCAAAUAUUGACACGGACAAAGAAAUCAAACGACGGUAGUGGCUUCUACACUCUUGAAAAAAAAACUGCUGAUCAAAUCUACCCCUCGAAAUACCAAUUGAUGAGUGGGUUGAUGGACCUAUUUUGGACCUAAGUUAGCGUGACUACUUUAAACUUACAAAUUUCGUCACUUUUCCGUACACAACAGACUAAUAAACGC